AAACCAACUGCUCCAAAAUACCAAGAUAUACUCUUUAUCGUUCUCUUUGUCACCUAUAUUCUUGGAGUUGGUGUAUUGUUUGGAAUAACCUUCAUUAUAUCCGACCCUGCUCCUGAUCCCAGCCCUACAUAUGGUGAUGAUAGCAGUAGUUCUGACUCGUCCUACUUCAUUUAUCAGUUGCUCUGGAUGAACUUUGUUGCUUCUAUGGUGGCUGCCCUCUUUGCUGGAAUCUGGUUUUGUUGUGCCAUCAACCGCUCCAAGCCUCUGGUCAAAUGGACCUUUAUCCUUGGCAUUGUGCUUAGUAUUCCAAUAACUAUACUGCUCCUACUGCAAUCGUUUAUUUGCGGAGUGUUAUCCUUGAUGUGGUCCAUCGUAUUGAUUGUGGUCUAUAUAACAAGGAGGAAUAGGAUGGACUUUACAUCAGCACUCUUGUCAUCCUCUACCAAACUUGCCUUGAAGUAUAGAGCAGUAAUCCGAGUGUCCAUCGUAGCAUGGUUUAUCACCAUCGUGUGGUUUGUCAUAUUGAUCACAGUGAUGGAACUGAUCUCCAGAUCAUUUGAUGGCAUCUUGUUUGGAUUCUUUUUCAUCUACCUUGUGUUUGCCGCCUACUGGAUGUACAACGUUAUCAAGAACGUAGUUCACACAACAGUGAGUGGUCUGUUUGCAUCUUGGUACUUUAUGGAUGAAAGUGGUGCCAGCAUGCCAGAGUAUCCAACUCUUAGAUCUCUAAAUAGAGCCAUGACCACGUCAUUUGGAUCCAUCUGCUACGGCUCUCUGCUGAUAUCAAUCGUGGACACACUCAACGUUUUGUCGAUCCAAAUGAGUGGAUCGAUGAACCUCAUUGUCCGACUCCUUGGCUGCAUCCUCCAUGGCUUAUUGUAUCUAUUGCGCAACGUUCUACAACUUUUCAACACGUACACAUUUACACAGGUGGCCAUCUAUGGAAAGUCAUACUGCCAGGCUGCUAAAGACACUGUCGAGUUGUUCAAACGAAGACAAUCUGAGCUCGUGACCAACCAGAUCUACGUGAGAACAGUUAUCUUUGUUACCUGUUUAGUUGGUGGAAUGAUUGGAGGCAUCAUUGGACACUUUGUAGCGGUCAAUGGACUACAUCUUUCCUAUGGAGGUCUAACAGCAUUCAUCCUCACCUUUUGUUAUAUACGCAUCAACUUGGAGGUUAUCUAUUCUGGAGUGGUAUCGAUGUUUGUUUGUUAUAUGAUUGACCCUGAAACACUUGGUCGCAAUCAUCCAGAACUCUAUGCUUUGUACACCUCU
Messenger RNA from Acytostelium subglobosum LB1, 1275 nucleotides. RefSeq lists its product as hypothetical. Gene Ontology annotation, molecular function: transmembrane transporter activity. Gene Ontology annotation, cellular component: plasma membrane. NCBI's taxonomy places the organism in Eukaryota, Evosea, Eumycetozoa, Acytosteliales, Acytosteliaceae. The record is from RefSeq and is a predicted model, not a curated record. Gene Ontology annotation, biological process: transmembrane transport. The annotation marks the transcript as partial. The transcript is spliced from 2 exons.